Molecule: messenger RNA, 1657 nt
Organism: Gilbertella persicaria
Lineage: Eukaryota; Fungi; Mucoromycota; Mucoromycetes; Mucorales; Choanephoraceae
Product: hexokinase-domain-containing protein
Exons: 3
Coding region: 1-1257 (418 amino acids)
Biological process (GO): intracellular glucose homeostasis; glucose 6-phosphate metabolic process; glycolytic process
Cellular component (GO): cytosol; mitochondrion
Molecular function (GO): ATP binding; mannokinase activity; fructokinase activity
Source: RefSeq, a predicted model, not a curated record
AUGAGUCAAAGACAGUCAGUACCUCUUGUUGAGCUAAGGCAUAGUACACAAGGUCAAAUAGACGCUGUUAAAGAACUCGAACAACUCUUUUGUCUUGACAAGUCUACCUUGCUUAAAGUAGUCGAGUCCUUUCGACGUGAACUUGUGGCAGGUUUAGCAGACGACCGAUCGAGCGAUCUCAACAUGAUUCCCACCUAUGUCACAGGUUACCCGACAGGCGAUGAAAAAGGAACCUACCUUGCAUUAGAAAUAGCUGGUAUGGACAUUUAUGCCUGUCAAGUCAAAUUAAAAGGCGACAAUGGCAAAUUGGCCAUCAACCAAUAUCAGUAUAAAAUACCUCAAGAUUUAGCCAGCGGGGAUGAUUUUGCAGUGUUGAUUGACUAUGUGGUGGAAUGUAUAUCUGAUUUCUUGAUGCGAGUGGGAACACAAGAUUUGUUUGUCUAUCCAAUGGCUGUCUCAUUUGGGUUUGCUAUCAAACAGACACGCUUAGACACAGGGCGUAUCUUGUCAUUGGGUUAUGGUUUCAGUUACCCAAAUGGUGUGGGUGUUGAUAUUGUCGAGUUAAUGCAUGAACGUAUUCGUAUCAAGGGGCUGCCUAUCAAGAUUGUUGCCAUCGCGAAUGACUCUGUCUGUACUUUACUUGCUCAUGCUUAUCAACACCCAACAACGCGACUAGGCAUUGUCCAUAGUCUUGGUACCAAUUGUGCCUAUUACGAACCAGUAAAGAAUGUAACCAAGCUUAAAGAUCAAAGUGUGACACGAGAUACUGAUAUGAUUAUGAAUACAGAGUGGUGUAAUUUCGGUUCAUCACGACGUACUUUGCCAUGUACCUGGUUUGACAGGAAAUUAGCGCGAGAGUCUAUCAAUCCUCAGUUUCAUGUGUUUGAAAAGAUGACCACUGGCAUUUUCUUGGGUGAAUUGGUCCGUAAUAUCCUGAUCUAUCUUGUGGACCGAGACAUCUUGUUUCGUGGUGAGUCCUCAGAGAUUUUGAAUACGGCUCAUAGUUUCGAUACGAGUUACAUGUAUGUCUGUGAGGCGGAUGAUACAGACACUUUAGAAGAUACACGUAUUGUGUUGGAGGACAUGCUAGACUUAUCAAAAACCUCAGUGGGUGAUCGUGAAGUAGUAAAAAAGGUCUGUGAGUUAGUGGGUACUCGUGCAGCAGCAUUGGUAGGUGCUUCUAUUGCUGCUAUUGUACAACAUAUGACAGAGAAAGGCAUUGGUAUGAAUGAAGAAGGUUAUGCUAUCUGUAAGUGACAUAUAUAUAUAUAUAUACGUAAAGAUCAAAAGGGGCUUUUAUUGAAUUUGUUACAGCUAUUAGUGGUAGUAUAUAUGAAGACUAUCCUUCUUUUCAUCCCCGUGUCUGUAAGACCCUAAAAGACUUGAUUCCCGAAGAGAUUGCUAUGAAACUCUCGGUUGGUGUUGUCAAACAUUCUCGUAUUGUGGGUGCAGCCAUUGUGGCAAUGAUGGCCGAGAAAAUUGCUGCUAUGCAAUCCUAAACUUACUUUUAUACACUUAUCUUAUUUUUUUUUUUUUAAUUCUUUUAACGCUUAAUACCUCCUCUCUCUCUUUUUUUAUUGGAAUGUUUAUAUAUAAAAUCGAAUUGCAUACGGCUAAAUUAGGUGCCGAUGCACAUGAAUUGUAAUGCAUUGUAUUA